Molecule: messenger RNA, 945 nt
Organism: Dendronephthya gigantea
Lineage: Eukaryota; Metazoa; Cnidaria; Anthozoa; Malacalcyonacea; Nephtheidae
Product: elongation of very long chain fatty acids protein 4-like
Exons: 8
Coding region: 64-891 (275 amino acids)
Biological process (GO): fatty acid elongation, polyunsaturated fatty acid; very long-chain fatty acid biosynthetic process; fatty acid elongation, monounsaturated fatty acid
Cellular component (GO): endoplasmic reticulum membrane
Molecular function (GO): fatty acid elongase activity
Source: RefSeq, a predicted model, not a curated record
AGAUAUCACCCUAUAUAGACGCUCAAGUACCUUCAGGAAGUUUAUUACUUGAAAGGAUAUAAUAUGAAUCAGUUCGUUACAGAAGCUACGGAAUAUUACAAUUGGCUUGAAAGCAUUAGUGAUCCCAGAACCAAGGACUGGUUCUUAGUUUCAUCUAUCUUCAGUCCACUUUCAGCUUGCUCAUUGUAUUUGCUGGUAGUCAAUAUUGGGCCACGAUUCAUGGAAAAACGACAACCGUUUGAGACUAAGAUUCCAAUGGCUCUGUACAAUUUUGGAGCAACGGCUCUGAGCUGGUAUUGUUUUACCGAGCUAUUGAUUGGAUCAUGGAAUGCUGGUUAUAAUUACAUAUGCCAAAGAGUGAUUGUUUCAAACGAGCCCCAGCAUUUGCAGAUAGCAAAGGUUUUAUGGUGGUUUUAUGUAUCGAAGUAUUAUGAAAUGUUAGAUACGGUAUUUUUUAUUCUUCGCAAAAAACCCAACCAAAUCACAUUUCUUCAUGUUUAUCAUCAUACAACAAUACUGGGACUAUGGUGGAUUGGCAUUAAAUGGGUUCCUGGAGGCUCUUCUUUCUUUAGUUCUAUGGUGAAUUCCUUCGUUCACGUUGUGAUGUAUACAUAUUAUGGUUUAAGCGUAUUCCCCACUCUUCGACGAUAUCUGUGGUGGAAGCGAUAUCUAACACAACUUCAACUGAUUCAAUUUGUAUCGAAUUUCCUGCAAGCAAUCCUUGGUCUUCGUGAGGAUUGUGGUUUUCCGCGAUGGAUGGCUUAUGGGAUGCUUUCUUAUAUGAUAUCCAUGUUCAUGCUAUUCGGAAACUUUUACUACAGAACGUAUACUAAUAAAACUGUGGCGGCAAACAGGGUGACACUGAAAGAAACGUACAUGAAAUCUGAUUAGAACUAAGGAAAGAUAUAGCUACUUAAAAAAAUAUGAUUUUAUUAUGUAACAUCA